AUUGUAAAUUUUGUUUGUUUUACUAUUUAAAAUAUAUCAAUAUUCUUAUAAAAAUAUUAGACUUAUACCUACUACAAAAUGGUGAUUUACAAUACAGAGUGUAAAAAAAUAAUUUUACGUCGAGAUUGGCCAACAUAACGAUGAAAAUUUUUUGUGCGUGAGUAUUUUCUCUCUGUUCGCAUAAAUCGCAAUUCUGUGCUUGAUAAUAAUUAAAUUACAAUAUAACUUUUCCAUGUAACUUUGCUCUUCCCCUCCCCCAUCGACCGCAAAAACCCCAGCAUCAGGAAUGUUUGUGACAUCUCCCCAGCAUUAAUUGUGUCUGGGAGAAAUAUCAUCUUGCACCGAAUUAAAAUGUUUGGGAUGAUAAGGUAAUUGUAUGUAUUAUGUGGAGUAUGAGGAGAGGAGAGAAAAGGAAUGUGAUUAAGAAGGAGAAUAUUUUGCGAUAACCUUCGAUUGUCAUUACAUUGGGCAGGGUAUAAAUACGGAGGUGGUAGCAUGGUUUGGGCAUCAGAGUGAAUUUUGUGUUGAAUCCACAAUGAGAUCCAUCACAAUUUUUGUGCUGGCCUGCGCCACACUGGCCCUCGGGUACGUCGUACCAGGGACGCAAGUUAAGUACGCCGACAAGGAGUUCCUGUACAAGCAGAAGGCUCUCUUUGAAGUUCUGCAGCACGUUCAUCAGCACGAAAUUCACACAACUCUCUGGGAUGAGGCCAAGGCAUUCAAAUUCGAGGACUAUUUCGAUCACUACACCAACGUGACUGCCGUGAAGGAGUUCUACGCCAUCUACAAGUACGGAAUGCUUCCUUUCGAUGAAGUAUUCUCUGUGCUUGAAGACAGCCACAAAUAUCAGGUAAUCUCGCUCUUCAAUGUCUUCUACUACGCCAAGGACUGGGAUACAUUCUACAAGAGCGUUGUAUGGGCACGUUUCCACGUCAACGAGGGCAUGUUCGUCUACGCUUUGACCGCUGCCGUUCUCCAUCGUCCGGACUUUGCUGGUCUUGAACUUCCAGCUCCAUACGAGAUCUACCCCUACUACUUCUUCAGCAGCGAUGUCAUCGCUCAGGCCCAGCAAUACAAGAUGCAAGGUUUCUAUGGCAUGAAGAAGGUUGAAGAUGUCUACACUGUGAUCAUCCCAUCCAACUACACUGGUGCCUACGUGCAUACAACACCUGACCAGAAAUUGUCCUACUUCACCGAGGAUAUCGGCCUCAACAGCUACUACUACUACUACCAUAUGGAUUAUCCCUUCUGGAUGGGCGGCAAGGAAUUCGGACUGUACAAGGAUCGUCGCGGUGAGAACUACCUCUUCUUCUACCAACAGAUCUUGGCUCGCUACUACCUUGAGCGUUUAUCCAAUGACUUGGGCCACAUCCCCGAAUUCAGCUGGUAUGAACCCAUCUACACUGGCUAUUACCCCAACCUUCGCUAUUACAAUGGUGCUUACUUCCCAUCCCGCCCUAACUACUUCAACUUCUACACCGAGGAGUACUACUACGACAUUGACACUCUGUGGAGCUAUGAGCAGCGCAUCCGUGAUGCCAUUGACCUUGGCUUCAUCUACCUACCCGAUGGAACCCACGUUGACCUUACCAAGCCUGAAUCCAUUGAAUACCUUGGCAACUUAAUCCAGGGCAACCCUGACUCAGUCAACACACGCUUCUACAAAUACAUUGUACGAUUCGCCAAGAUCCUCCUCGGCAACACCUAUGACUUCUUCGGCCAAUAUAGCGUUGUUCCCAGUGUGUUGGAGCACUUCGAGACUGCCAUGCGCGAUCCACUCUUCUACCAGUUGUACAAGAAAAUCAUCAAGUUCUACUGGCAAUUCAAGGACAAGUUGCCACCCUACACUGUUGAGGAGCUCUACUUCCCUGGCGUCAAGAUUGAGGGUGUUGAGGUCGACAAGCUCGUAACUUAUUUCGAUAAGUUCGAUGCUGACAUUACCAAUGCCGUUGAUAUUGAGGUGUAUGAUGAGAAACUCCCAGAGUCUCAGCUGAAGAAAUUCGGCAAGAUCGCCCACUACCAAGGAGAGGACUUCGUCAUCAAGGCCCGUCAGUCUCGUCUCAACCACCUGCCAUUCACUGUCAAACUGACCGUACAGUCUGAGAAGGCAGUUAAAUCUGUUGUCCGUAUCUACCUUGGCCCCAAGGUUGAUGAGUACGGCGUUGUUUAUGAUGUCAAUGAGAACCGUGAGAACUUCUUCCUCCUGGAUGUCUUCCCAUAUGACCUCAGUGUUGGCAAGAACGUAAUUGUCCGUGACUCCGUUUACUUUGGCCAGUUCGUCAAGGACCGCACCACAUACUUCGAUCUUUACAAGUGGGUGAUGACUGCCUACAAUGGUGAGACGAAAUUCCCUCUGGACAUGACUGAAGCUCACAAUGGAUUCCCAAGCCGUCUGAUGUUGCCAAAGGGCAAGAAGGGUGGCUACCCCUACCAGUUCUACUUCAUCGUUUCUCCCUACCAUGCACCAAGUGUACCGCAGUACACUGGCUAUGAUCACUACAUCACAGCUGGCGUUGGCAGCGGUGCCAAAUACGUGGACUCCCUGCCCUUCGGCUAUCCAUUCGACAGGAAAAUCAACGAGUACGUGUGGUACACACCCAACAUGUAUUACCACGACGUCUUCAUUUUCCACAAGAAGGAAGCUGAUGUCAACACCGUCUACUAAUCACGAUCCGUUCUAUCAACAUCACAUCAUAAUGAACAAGCAAAUAUAGAUGAAAAAAUACAAAAAAAAAUUACUCUGCGUUGAUACCACU
Messenger RNA from Lutzomyia longipalpis, 2756 nucleotides. RefSeq names its product hexamerin-1.1-like. The record is from RefSeq and is a predicted model, not a curated record. The transcript is spliced from 2 exons. Lineage: Eukaryota; Metazoa; Arthropoda; Insecta; Diptera; Psychodidae. The coding region runs from base 536 to 2665 and encodes 709 amino acids.